This is a messenger RNA of Cyprinodon variegatus (sheepshead minnow), 4149 nucleotides long. RefSeq names its product MORC family CW-type zinc finger 3 (gene morc3a). Gene Ontology annotation, cellular component: nucleus; PML body. Gene Ontology annotation, molecular function: zinc ion binding; ATP hydrolysis activity. The transcript has 19 exons. The coding region runs from base 20 to 3046 and encodes 1008 amino acids. The record is from RefSeq and is a predicted model, not a curated record. NCBI's taxonomy places the organism in Eukaryota, Metazoa, Chordata, Actinopteri, Cyprinodontiformes, Cyprinodontidae.
CCCAUCUGUUCCAGGAAAGAUGGCGGAGCAAACACACCGCGGUGUUCCUCUCAGCACGCUUUCACCAAAGUUCCUGCACACCAACUCCACCAGCCACACCUGGCCUUUCAGCGCCAUAGCUGAGCUCAUAGAUAAUGCCUAUGAUCCAGAUGUCAGCGCCAAGCGGUUUUGGAUUGAUAAAACUGUGGUCAAAGACGAGGUUUGCCUCAGCUUCAUGGAUAAUGGAAAUGGCCUCGACCAUGAAACUAUGCACAAGAUGCUCAGCUUUGGGUACAGCGACAAGAUAGCAUUAAAUGGACUGGAGCCCAUCGGUAUUUAUGGUAACGGCUUCAAGUCCGGAUCCAUGCGUCUCGGCAAAGAUGCCAUUGUGUUCUCCAAGUCGAAGACCGUGUCGUGCAUCGGGAUGCUUUCCCAGACCUACCUGGAGAUGAUUGAUGCCAAGCAAAUAAUUGUGCCUAUUAUUUCUUUUAAAAAUAGGAUUGCAAACACAUUCUCUGUAAAUGAAGAUCAAGAAGCAAGUCUGAGGGACAUCCUGCAAUAUUCUCUUUUCAAGUCUCAAGUGGAGCUUCUCGCUGAGAUUGAUGCCAUCAGUUCGUCCACAGCUAAAACAGGCACCCGGAUCAUCAUCUGGAAUCUCCGCAGGACCUCUACGGGAUCAACAGAGUUUGAUUUUGGGACCGAUCGCUACGAUAUCCGUAUUCCCUCAGAGGUGUAUGAAGAACUAAGUGAUCCGUCUCAGCCUUUAAACAGGGCUACAUCCUACGUUCCUGAGAGUGUGGUUUCACUGCGGGCCUACUGUAGCAUUUUAUACUUGAAGCCUCGUAUGCAGGUCAUGGUGCGGGGUCAAAAAGUGAAGUCUCAGCUCAUCGCUAAAAGCCUCGCUUACAUCAGAAAGGACUACUACAAGCCCAUGUUUCUGGAGAAACGCAUUCCCAUCAUUUUUGGGUACAACACCAAAAGUAAAGACCACUAUGGUAUUAUGAUGUAUCACAAAAACAGGCUCAUUAAAGCAUAUGAACGAGUGGGCUGCCAGCUUAAGGCUAACAAAAAAGGUGUUGGAGUCAUUGGGGUCAUCGAGUGUAACUUCCUGGAUCCUACUCACAACAAGCAGAGCUUCAUCGAGUCUGAUAAAUACAGAAAGACCAUAAACAGCUUGGGGGUUAAACUGGAGGAAUACUGGAAUGAGAUCCGUUACAGAAAGACCAAAGAAGACCCAAACAGCACCGUACCAGUGGAGGACACCAUGAAGCGACCGGAUCAGAACUGGGUGCAGUGCGAUACCUGUUUGCGUUGGCGAAAACUUCCAGAUGGGAUCGACGUCAGCAAGCUGCCGGAUAAAUGGUUCUGCCACAUGAACCCAGAUCCACAGUUUAGGAGCUGCACAGUAGAAGAAGAGCCUGAAGACUCUGAUGAUGAUCAGCCAUCAUACCGGAAGACCUACAAGCUACAAGAGAGGGAAGAGCGGAAGAAACAAGAACAGAGAUUUCAGCAGGGUCAAAUGGAUAUGAGGAAUCAAGAAGAGCAACUUUUUGAUAUGAACACCAUAACUAAGGAGACUGCAGCUUUUAAAAGGCACACCAAUAAGCUGACCCGUCAGCUUCAACAAAAGUCUCCUUCUUCCCCGGUGGGUAACUCGCUACAAGGAGCUACAGUCAAGAAAGAAUCCACUCUACUGGGACCCUCACAAGCUGCCAGCAACUCCUCCAGUAACAGCAGUUUUCCAGUCAUCACCAGUGUGUGCUCACUCUCAGCGGCGUCCCAGAGGGGGAAAAGAGGCACAGUUGCUAUCCAACAAGGCCCGCCAAAACGACCCAGAAUGAACGGCUUCCAGCCAAGCAGCUCUGACACGCCCCCAGCAGGAAACACCAGCCCUGUAUCUGUGCACACCGACAGCAGCGAAACUGAUGACAGCGAUGAUGACCUUGUCAUCUUGGAAAAAGAAAGUACUCCAAAGCCCCAAAAGGCUGCCCGUAAUCUACCUAAAGUCAAGCAAGAGAAAGAGGAUGGGGAAAGUGAAAUCACCGUGCUGCUGGAGUGCACCGAUGACGCUGCCGUGGAGGAGCCCUCUGAGGAAACGGAUCCUGCAGCUGCCAGCUGUCCACCUUCAGGGGUGGCCAGCGCCACCACCCAGACCAAAGCUCCUGAAGUGAAGGAAGAGAAGGAAAAUCUGAAUAAGCCUGAAGGGAAAGACGGUGCAGCCGGUGGGAAAGGUUCUGAUCCGAAUCUGCUCAAGGAAAAAACAAUUAAGCAAGAGAAUGGUGGAGAUGGUGGAAACCAAGGAAAGCAGGCCAUGAGCAACGGGGUAGCACAUAUGGAAAGUGAUGAAGCUGCUGGUCCUUCUUCCUCUUCCCAUCACCAGCUCUCUAAUAUCGAUGAAGUGCAGAAACAGCAAGAUAAGCUCCUGGAGCUGAUGCAUGGCACCGCUCAGGAGAGGGACAGCUUAAAAGAGCAGGUUAAAAAUCUCCGCUCCCAGCUGCAGGAGCUGCAGAGCAGACUGAAACAGCUGUCUCAGGCCAGCGUGAAGAAGGAGUGCUCACACCAAGCCUGCCAGACAGAGGACGAGAGGGACUACAAGUGUCUUUUUGAGAAGGCCAAGCAGAAAAUAAAUGAUCUGAUUAAGGACAAGGAGGCUUUAUUGGCAACUAGAGAGAGCAAAACUACUAUUAAUGCUGGUCAAGAUGAGGAAAAGGACAUUGAGGAGAUUUCGCAUCAAGUCAGCUGUCUGGUCCGGGAACUAGAUCAGAGCAACAAGGAGCGGGAUGAACUGCGCUUGCAGCUGGUUAAUCUGGAGGAGGAGAAGUCGAAUUUGGCGGCUCAGUGUGAGGAGCUCCAGCGUAGCUUACAGCAGCAAAGAGAAAACGUACACGCUCCAGCAGGAUCCUCCACCUCAGACGCCUUUGGAAGCUUGAUCGAACUCCGUCAGAACGUGGGCCGCCUCCUCAUCUCCCGGGUACCAGCUUUGGAUCUGCAGCAGGUGAAUUACGAAUGCACCGUCAUCGAUGAGAUCCUGGAGCAGUAUCUCAUGGGACAGACUACAAAUGACUGAAGAUGACCUGGAAAAUCAUCCGUACUGAGCAAAGGACUUCCACCUGAUUGGGAACAAUCCAGCUCAGUUUUUCUUGAAGCCGAUCUGUUUUCAUUCCAGUUUGGAUCUUAAACGUUUGGACUUGUGAAGAAUUUGUACAAGGAGUCAAACAAAUCUCUGGGAUUUCACUUGUAUUUAUUUGAAGACGGUUACAUUUAGUGAUUUUAACUUAAGGAUGCAAGAAUCUGUUUUGUUUUUUCAUUUUUUAAGAGAAUCUGAGCUUCAUCUGAUGUUUGCUUCAAUGAAUAGUUCCAAAAAUAUUUAUAUUUUACACUCUUUUUUUUUUUUUUUCAGCGUCGCACAGCUGAAUAAAGCCAUCCUUUCUCACUGGCGCAGCAUUAAUCCUAAAGGCCAGAACAAACCGAUUACUUACAACUUUUUAAUCUCUGAUCCGAUUGUUUUCCAUGUCACACUGACUGUGUAAAGAGGGUUAAAAGGUUCAGGAUCUACCUUUGUGAAACAUUGGGAAAAAAAUUAAAUUGGAGACUAAAGUCAUAUGUAAUCAAUCUGUUCAGGUCUUAAUUUAAACUUUGAUUGAAGGUUUUUCUCUUCAAAAACUGAUUUGAUCAAACUGGUUUGUUACCCCAGCUUCAGAGUCUCUGACUUUUCUCGCUCCCUCUACAUUCUAAUGCUUAGAUCUGCUAAAUGUGAAACUGAACUCGACUAAAGCUCUGGCCAAACAUUUCAGGUUAUUUUGUUUUAUCACGUUUUGAACCAACAGUUGAAGUUUCAGUUCAACUGAUGUGCAUCUUGUUUUUCCUGUUUUGUUUUCCCUACCUACCUUAGAGUCCCAUUAAUAGUUUUUAUGGUUUAGAGCUUGUAUAUAAUGAGUUAAAUCUAUUUUUAUACUUCUACAUUGUGUGUUAAUCAUUUGUACUCUGUUUACUGUUAUGGAGAACUUUGGGUUGUUUCAGCAAUAAACCCUGCUGUAGAUUUCUUAAUAUUAUAAAAUAAAGAUGAAUGGAGCAGCUUUUAAGGCUGGUUUUGCUCAACCUGCAACUUGGAGCACUGGUGGAUAAUUCUGAUUGUUCAUUACUAUAAAUAAAUUGAUUUUGAUAUCAUGA